AGGGGUUUGGGGGGUAACCCGCUAAAGAACUUCUUUCGCCUUUGCCUUUAUGGGGUAAGCUCUACCACCCACACAUCCAGGAUGUGGUGUUUCUUAUUACGGAAGAACACAUGGAGUACAACAAUCAUAUCCGGUAAUGUCCCACGGGAGUUAUGCUCUUAUGAUAGAAAAAACAGCAACUCCCUGUUGUCAUGGUCAGUAGCGAUCGUUAUUAGGUGAACGACAUGAUGUUGUCACUUUCGUCAGCCCAGCUGGGCGACCUCGCCGCAGUAUCGAGCAAGCUCAUCUUGCUCUCAAUCCUGCUUGUUCCGUUGGGUCUUCUGUCGUUGUACUUGCACAACACACCCUCCACCUGGAAGGACAGUCGACGAAAGAAUCUACCGCCCGGCCCCAAGGGUUAUCCAUUCAUUGGCAACCUUCUCGACCUUGCAGAUUCGGAACUCGUUCGAGCCAAGGCGAUAGAUUGGCAUCAACGGUUUGGAGAUAUUUUCUACACCAAAAUCGGUGGAACCGAUUACAUCUGGCUGUCAUCUCCCAAAGCGGUCAAGGAUUGUUUAGACAAGAAGUCGAAUAUUUAUUCGUCGCGUUCACCUGCGCCAUUUGCUCAAGAUGUCGCCAGUGGUGGGAAGCGACAGCUGUUUAUGAAUUACGGGCCUGCCUGGCGCAACCUACGAAAGUCAAGCCAUGCCUUGCUUAAUGCCAACAGUGCAAUCAAAUAUCAGCCCAUUCAGGACUUUGAAUCGAAGCAGCUCAUGGUCGAAUUAAUUGAUUCACCGGAGAAGUUCUACCAACACAAUCGUCGGUACAGUGCCUCUGUGGUUAUGCUGCUUACCUAUGGCUACCGACUUCCGAAAUGGGACCAUCCUCUUGUGAAGCAAAUCUACACUGUCCUCGACAACUUAACGGAGAUGACAGCUCCCGGGGCGCACGCAGUGGACAGUUUCCCUUCAUUAGCAAAACUUCCUCAGCAACUUCUGGGUAACUGGCGCUCACAUGCGGAAAAGGUCUUUGCCUACGAUAGUCAAGUCUACAUGGGGCUUUGGGAGGCCCUGAAGAAGGGAGUGGAUGAUGGCUCUGUGGCAGAAUGCUUUUGCAAAGACUAUUACCUCGCCGAUCCAAAGAAGCACGGUAUCGAUGAUCUGCAAGCCGCCUACAUGUGCGGUGGCCUUGUUGAGGCAGGCUCGGAGACCACAAGCACAACUCUGAACAACUUUGUCCUUGCGAUGCUCCUCUUCCCAGAGGCAACGGCAAAGGCACAAGAAGAAAUCGAUCGAGUCAUCGGCAGCUCUCGUAUGCCUACAUGGGAGGACGAGGCCGACCUUCCGUACGUCAGGGCUCUAGUGAAAGAGACGCUUCGGUGGCGGGCCGUGAACAAAUUUGGAAUGCCUCACUAUACCACCGACGAUGACUGGUAUGAGGGUUACUUUAUUCCGAAAAACUCUGUCGUCAUGCUGAACUGGUGGGCUAUCCAUAUGAACUCGGAGCUGUACAAAGACCCCGAAACGUUCGACCCGUCACGAUAUCUCGACAAACCACUCUCCGCGGCCGAGUACAUCAACGUGAACGAUCCCUAUGAGCGUGAUCAUUUUACUUACGGCGCGGGUCGUAGAGUGUGCCCUGGAGUGCAUGUGGCCGAGAGAUCGCUCUACAUCAACAUCGCCCGGACUUUGUGGGGAUUCAAAAUCACGAAACCUAUUGGAGCAGACGGAAAGCCCAUCGAACCAGACACAACGAUGAUUAGAGGCUUUCUCAGUGUGCCUAGACCAUUCCAAGCAGAUUUCACUGUCAGGUCACCCAGCCAUGCUGCAACGAUACGGAAGACAUUCGAAGCGGCAGAGAAAGAGGGUAUCAACAUUCAGCGUUCUAGGCUCAAUUAGCCCAUUGUGGCUUUGGCUGGGAGUUAGUCAGGAAUUUGUUUUUGUUUCCUGUGGUAGUCUCAUGGUAC
Molecule: messenger RNA, 1945 nt
Organism: Exophiala viscosa
Lineage: Eukaryota; Fungi; Ascomycota; Eurotiomycetes; Chaetothyriales; Herpotrichiellaceae
Product: cytochrome P450
Exons: 3
Coding region: 225-1877 (550 amino acids)
Molecular function (GO): heme binding; oxidoreductase activity, acting on paired donors, with incorporation or reduction of molecular oxygen; monooxygenase activity
Source: RefSeq, a predicted model, not a curated record